Molecule: messenger RNA, 1527 nt
Organism: Cladophialophora carrionii CBS 160.54
Lineage: Eukaryota; Fungi; Ascomycota; Eurotiomycetes; Chaetothyriales; Herpotrichiellaceae
Exons: 1
Coding region: 1-1527 (508 amino acids)
Biological process (GO): mRNA splicing, via spliceosome
Cellular component (GO): spliceosomal complex
Molecular function (GO): pre-mRNA 3'-splice site binding
Source: RefSeq, a predicted model, not a curated record
AUGGCGCAGUCCAAAAAGGUGCCCACGGCCGCGACGGCCACCGACCCGACCCGCAACGAAUACAUCCCGUCCUUCAUCUCCAAGCGACCGUUCUGGGCCGAGACCACGCACUCCAGCGACACCGACUACCUCGAGCAUCAGCGGCUCCAGUCGGCGCCCAAGGACACGCUCGACCAGGCGAAAUGGUACGAGCGGGGCAAAAAGGCCGGCCCGGCGGCGACCAAGUUCCGCAAAGGCGCGUGCGAGAACUGCGGCGCCAUGACGCACAAGACCAAGGACUGCCUGAGCCGGCCGCGGAAACUGGGCGCCCGCUGGACGGGGCAGGACAUCCAGGCGGACGAGGUGAUCGAGGACGUGCAGCUGGGGUGGGACGCCAAGCGCGACCGCUGGAAUGGGUACGACGCCCGCGAAUACAGCGCCGUCGUGCAAGAAUACGAAGAACUCCAGGCGCUCAAGAAGGCGACGAGUGGCCGCAACGACGCCGACGACGACGCCCGCAUCGCCGAGGAGACCGACAUGGGCCGCUCCCAGCCCACGUCGACCCGCCAGCUACGCCUGCGCGAGGACACGGCCGUGUACCUGCGCAACCUGGACCUGGACAGCGCCCGCUACGAUCCCAAGACCCGGUCGAUGGAUAAAUCCGAAAUGCCCGCGCGGGCCGAGGACGUGGACGUGUCCGAGGGGUUCCGCCGCCCGGACGCCGACGCCGACGACGCCGCCGCCUUCGAGGCCGCGCAGCGGUACGCCUGGGAGACGCAAGAUCGGGACUCGGCCAGCGCGCAGAAGCUGCACGUCCAGGCGAACCCGACGCAGGGCGAGAUCCUGCGCAAGAAACAGACGCAGGAAGCGGCCGCGAAGAAGGAAGCCACCAGGAAGGCUCUGCUCGAGCGGUACGGCGACGCGGCGCAGCCCGCGGCCAAGAAGCUCAAGUCCGGCGUCGUCGCGAACGAGCGGUACGUCGAAUACGAUGAGCAGGGCCAGAUCAAGGGCGCCCAGCGCACCGUCGCCCGGAGCAAAUAUCGGGAGGACGUAUUGACGAACAAUCACACCUCGGUCUGGGGCAGCUGGUGGCGAGACUUCGCCUGGGGAUACGCGUGCUGCCAUUCUACGGUGCGCAAUAGCUACUGUACGGGCGAGGAAGGGCGACGGGCUUGGGAGGAGAGUGAGGGCCUGAGGACAGGGCAGUCUUUGCUUGCGAUAGGCGAUGGUAAGACCAAAGAGGAUGUCGGAGUGGAAGUGGCCGAGCAGGACACGGGCACGGGCACGACGGUGGCGGUGACGCCAGAGGUAGAGCAGAGGUUGAAAUUACAGCAGGAUGGAGAAGAUGUUAGCGAGCGGAAGGAGACCGAAGAAGUGGAUACGACGAGCUUGGGGCACACGAAGCCUCGAACGCAUGCGAAGAAGCGGACGCUUCAAGAGCUGCAAUCGGGCAUAUCAGAGGAGGAGCUCGAGUCGUAUCAGAGGAAUCGUCUGGCGGCCGAAGAUCCCAUGGCCGGCAUGCUGGGCAAAGACGAACUCAUCAGGUGA